GCCCCUGGGUUUGUGGUUGGUUACCCCAGGUGAGUGGUUACGGUAGUCUGUUAGUGCUGAGAUGACUGGAGAAUAAGUUUUUUGGAUGGCACCUAGUCCAUAAUUUUUUCUACAUGCUCUCCAAAUUACAGGGUGAUGCAAUAAGGAACCAAGUAUUUAAAUUAACCAGUUUUAACUUAGUCUUGCAAGAUAAAAUGAAUAUUGCUGUUGAAGGCUGUAGCCAUGGUGAACUGGAUGUCAUAUUUGCUGCUGUUGAGCAUGCAAAGCAGUCAUCUGGUCUGAGCAUUGAUCUUCUUAUUUGUUGUGGGGAUUUCCAAUCUGUCCGCAAUCUUGGGGACCUGCGAUGUAUGGCCGCUCCCAUCAAAUACCUCAACAUCCAAACCUUCUAUAAGUACUACAGUGGUGAGAAGGUAGCCCCUGUGCUGACCAUUUUCAUUGGAGGCAAUCAUGAGGCCAGCAAUUAUUUGCAAGAAUUACCAUAUGGGGGCUGGGUGGCUCCAAACAUCUACUUCCUUGGUUAUGGCGGAGUGAUAAAUGUUGGUGGCUUGAGAAUUGGGGGAAUAUCUGGCAUAUACAAAGGCAUUGACUACCUCAAAGGGAGGUAUGAGCGACCUCCUUAUACAGAGUCCAGCAUUCGAAGUGUCUAUCACGUUAGAAAUUUGGAAGUGUUCAGAAUGAAGCAACUGGAUAAGACAGCUGCUCCUCUUGAUAUUUUUUUGUCACAUGACUGGCCAAGAGGAGUCACCCAAUUUGGGGAUGCUAACAAGCUGGUCAGACAGAAGCCAUUCUUCAAGGAUGAGGUGGAGAGCAACACCUUGGGUUCCAAACCUGCACAAGAGCUCUUGCAUUAUCUACAACCUCGAUAUUGGUUUGCUGGACACUUGCACAUCAAGUUUGUAGCCUUAGUAGAUCAUGGUCAAGCCCCAAAAAGCAGUGAAUUCAACGAAGGAAAAAAUUGCCUUGAAUCUCAGAGGUUCACAAGGUUUAUUGCUCUUGAUAAAUGCCUGCCAAGGCGAGAGUUUCUACAAGUCUUAAAUGUCAAGUGUGGACUGCAACACAGGCACCAGAAUUUACAGAUGGAAACCUCAUCCCCAUGUCAUGAAUCAGAAAUGGAGUCAUCAGAGAAAAUGCAGAAAAAACAAGAAACACUGUAUUCAUAUCCUCUGCAUGAUGAUAAUGGUUGCAUCCAGCUCUAUCAUGAUCUAGAAUGGCUCACAAUUCUGAGAUUAACUGACCAUUUACUUCAGGUUACCCCUAAUGCUGUGUACAUGCCAGGCCCUGGAAACUCCUCUGAACGCUUCAAUUUCACACCUACACAAGAAGACCUUGAAGAAACUUUAAAGUUGAUGAAGAAUGAUUUGAGAAUCUGUCCUGAUCAAUUUUGUAGAACUGCUGAUGCAUUCAAUCCUGAGAGUGAUGCACUGCUGAUGGAACACAUAGCAACUGUAGAGCAGCCUGAACCAGUCAUGAAUCCUUUCACUGCCGAGCUGUGUGAGAAGUUACGUAUCAGGGACCCAAUGGCUGUUUUGCUCAAGUGUGCUCAUGGCAAGAGCCCUUUUGUUCUUAGGACCCCAAAGAAAGGUUGCAGUUCAGACGUAAAUGAAUCUUUGGACAGCUCCAGACUCACCUAUGAUGAUCCUGGUAGUGACGUGGAUUCCAGUUCAGGAGAUAUAGUGUUUGAAGUCUCAAUUAGCAACAACAAUGAUGGAACUGCUGAAGGCACACUGAGUCCUGCUCUUAAUCCAGCCAGAGCUGUGCCACGCCGUGCUCUGGUCCUGGGAGCUCCUCAGAACACCGCAGACUCUGAUUCUGAAUUUCCCUGCUCUGCCAACUCAGCUGAGGCAAAGCCUUCUUCCUCUGCAUCGCCUGCCACCGAUUCUACUUCUGCCGCGGAGACGUCGUCGCAAUCGAGUGACGUCGAAGAGCCCGUGGCCGUUUGUUGUCCCAAGCGCCCUUCUCUUCGUCUUUCAUCGCCGACCAAAACAUCGUACGUCCUUCCCGACGUACCCUCAGCAUCUGACGUCUCAACGCCAAAGCUAGAAUGUGAUCAGGAACAAAACGUAGACGUCAGUCAAGCCAAGAAACCGUCCAAGAUCAGGAGACGUAACGCCGCCCUCUACGUCGGUGACGAUGAGUGAUCAAUUUGUAACAGCAAAUAUGAGCGAAUCGUACGUUUGCAAAAAGGAAUAUAAUUACGAGGAAUUGCAAGUUAACGAGAGAAGAAAUUUCACGUGCGCAACAAGAGACGAAAUUGUACGACAUCAACGAAGGGAGAAAAUCAGCCAAGUGAAUCGAAGCUACUGCGAGGAGGUUGGAACUGGCCGCAAUGCCGGCGCUUGUGUGAAGUAAAAUGUGU
This is a messenger RNA of Hyalella azteca, 2356 nucleotides long. It is a transcript of the gene ldbr, whose product is annotated as lariat debranching enzyme. Gene Ontology annotation, biological process: mRNA splicing, via spliceosome. Lineage: Eukaryota; Metazoa; Arthropoda; Malacostraca; Amphipoda; Hyalellidae. The coding region runs from base 114 to 2138 and encodes 674 amino acids. Gene Ontology annotation, cellular component: nucleus. The transcript is spliced from 5 exons. The record is from RefSeq and is a predicted model, not a curated record. Gene Ontology annotation, molecular function: RNA lariat debranching enzyme activity.